AUGCCAGCUGAGGCUCCUGCUUCGGCUGGCCCGUCUCAAGAACGACGGGCGUCUGCCAGGCGCUUCUCGAGACGAGAUGGGAUGGUGAGCCCGAAUUACGGCGAUUCGCACCCAUAUGACGGUUCGACUAGUGAAGGCUCUGACUCGGAGGUAUUGCCUCCGCCGUACGUGGUGAUCCCAUAUUCAGACUUUGCGGAAAACUCCGUACGACAGGCUCAAGCCCGUGUGCGUGACGAGCCUACCGAGCGCGCUCGCCACUUCGUUCACAACAGGGGCAUGUUUCGCUCCAAGUCGCUGUUUAGUUUGAUGAAGCCUGUGAAGAUCGAUGACCUGGAGGAAGACGACAGGAUGUGCAUCAUCUGCUACAACGACUUUGGUGUUUGCGCGCCCGAGGGCAUCGUCGAGCACCCUCUCCGGAUGCCCAAAUGCAACCAUGUGUUUGGUCACCACUGCAUCCGGCGGUGGCUGGUGCAACACAACACUUGUCCGUACUGCCGCGGUCGCAUCGAAGAUCCGACAACCGACGGGCACCGUUCAGCGUCAGGCAGCUUCCGUCGAUUCAACGCAAACCUGCCUUUCAGUUCCCCCUCUCAAAGUAGCCGAUUUCCAUACCACCGGUCUGGACUCUUUGCAAGCUCCGAUGUUCGGACUCCGACGACAUCGACUGCCGCGGGCUCUAGCACGGGUACGGCCAGGACGGACGACAGCACGAGCAGCUCUCGGCAUACAGCUGUUGGAGAACGGAGGCCGGCUUCGUCCAUGGAUUCUUCGGAACAGCCGCCCCGCCAGCGUGCUAGAACUCGCCACGUCCCGUCCCGCUCUUCGGCCGCUGCCGUCGGCACAUAUCCGCACAAUACUCUCCACAUCCAAGGCAACUUGCAAAUGCAACGCCAGCCGCCGCCCACAUCUCACGCGUCGAUGCCAACCUUUUGGCAUGUUCCUUUCAAUGGUAUGCAGUCACCACCGGGUCAGCUGCCUCCGAACCCAUUUUUGUCGGCCUCCGAUCAGCCCAACGACUACUCGGUGCCGUUGCGUCGUCCCAGCCACCCCAUGCAGGGUGCACAAACGUUGCAUACACACGCUGCCUCUUCCAGCAUCAAUAGCAAUAGCAACAGCAACAACAACGGAGGGCCGAACAUGCCGGCCUGGGGCAUGCCGGUGCUCCCCUUACCAACGGCGUCAUCGACCGCUGGUUUACCAGCCAACGCAAGCCGGCCAGUCUAUUCGACCCCGUUCAACCACCAGCUCCCUCUAUCGCUACAGCCGAUGCCGACGCCCUCUUUUGUCUCCAACCCCGGCAUGCAGCACACACAGCAACCGACGGCCAUGUCAGCCUCGGCCCAAACAUCGCCGGUGGUGACCCAGCUUCAGGAUCUUGCCACCGAAACCAAUACAUCUUCUCAUCACACCGCACCGUAA
Sporothrix brasiliensis 5110 is the source of this 1419-nucleotide messenger RNA. RefSeq lists its product as uncharacterized. The record is from RefSeq and is a predicted model, not a curated record. NCBI's taxonomy places the organism in Eukaryota, Fungi, Ascomycota, Sordariomycetes, Ophiostomatales, Ophiostomataceae. Gene Ontology annotation, molecular function: ubiquitin protein ligase activity. Gene Ontology annotation, biological process: ubiquitin-dependent protein catabolic process. Bases 1 to 1419 code for a protein of 472 amino acids. The transcript has a single exon.